Pungitius pungitius (ninespine stickleback) is the source of this 2245-nucleotide messenger RNA. RefSeq names its product HORMA domain containing 1 (gene hormad1). NCBI's taxonomy places the organism in Eukaryota, Metazoa, Chordata, Actinopteri, Perciformes, Gasterosteidae. Bases 374 to 1447 code for a protein of 357 amino acids. The transcript has 14 exons. The record is from RefSeq and is a predicted model, not a curated record.
GGGAACCGUUGUGCAACGCAAACACCCGUGAAAACCGACCGUUAGCGGCAACGUUAGGUAACGUUAGCUUACAAAGCUCUUAAAAAUAAGUUGUACUGAUUGUGUUGUAUUGUCGUUUUGGUGAAAUAGUCUUUCAUCCGUUGCCAUGUAAGUACCUUAACAGUAACGUCUCAGUGUGUUAAAAACAGUGACCGAGAUAAUUAACCUAACGUUAGCCAAUUAGUUAAAACAGUAACGUAGUGGUAAUAAGCCAACUAGUUAGCUAACUAGCCAAAUCAAUCCAUAAGGACGACGUUCUUCCGCCUCACACGGUUUUUCGCUCUGGUUUUCUUUUUUUUAUGCAGCUUUUAUAUUUUAUCCUCUCACCACUGCAAUGGCCUGCCUACAGCAAGUUACCGCAUCCCAGGUUCCCAACCAGGUCGUCCCCGAGCUGCAGUCUCUGGUUGUCAUGAAGAAGCUUCUGGCCAUCGCGGUGUCCGGCAUCACAUACCUGCGGGGGAUUUUCCCGGGCAAGGCCUACGGCGCUAAAUAUCUCGCAGGUCAGAAAGUGAUGAUCCUUAGAGAGGAGCGCAGCUGUCCCGGUGCCAGUCAGAUAGUUCAAUGGAUGAUGGGAUGCUUUGAGGCCAUCCAGAAGAAGUAUCUGCGCACCGUCAUAAUGUCUAUCUACACUGAUCCAGAGAACCCUCAGAAGGUGACUGAGUGUUACCAGUUUAGGUUCCAAUACACAGUAGAAGGAGCUCAGAUGGACUUUGAAAGCAGCAACAACGACAACAAGGUGUCGUCGAUGCUGUGCGACGACACAAAGAAGGCCAGCAUCCUGCUGGUGAGGAAGCUCUACACUUUGAUGCAGAACCUGGGUCCUCUUCCAGACAAUAUCUGCCUCAACAUGAAGCUGGCGUAUUACGAAAACGUCACUCCUCAGGACUACCAGCCGCCCGGAUUCAAGGAGGCCGACACCGACACCCUGGAGUUUGGCACAGAGAUGGUGGAGCUCACCAUGGGCCAGGUGGCCACUCCCUUCCAUUCUCUGAGGGUGGACAUGACCACGGAGAGACACAGACUGGAGCAGGUGGAGGCAAGUGUUCGUGUGACGGAGAAGUGGCUUUUGAAGAGAGAUGAGAUUGGAAUACAAACAGUUCACACUCAGCAGGAUAAAGCUCAUCUGAUUGAAGACGUGGAGAAGCCCGACAGCGAGGACGCAGACUUGGACAACACUGUGAUUCAGCUGAGCAGUUAUGAGAAGACGGAGAGCUGGGAGAAAGCCACAGAGAUGGACACUAAGGACAAGAAGUCGCCCGACGUGGACAAAAGGAGGAGGACCAGGAGCAGGCGGAACAUCGAGUCUGUGAAGGUCUCUCAGUACGAAAUCCCCAGCAGCCAGGACACGCCGUCCACCUCCGAGGGGAGGAAGAGGUGCAAAUUCAGCGAGCCCAAGGAGCGCUUCUGACCUCACCCCCCCACUCCUCCCCCUACCACCCCCCUCGGCCCCCUCCCACCACGCCAAAGUAUCUGUUUUACAUUGCAUGUUUUUUAAAAGUUGCACAGCCGUUGCUCUUUUUUAAAGGGAAUCCCGCAGCUUGUUGCUUUUGUUUGUUGCACCAGUUUGUUUGCUGUGUAGUUUGUUUGAAUCGAAGCCCAAUCUAAGAUGUGGAUUUGCAGUCAGACUGCUGUUAAACAAACAUAUUCAGUAUCACGGUAUUUCGUUUGUUUUACGGUUCCUCCUUUACUAACCAGGACUUCAUACGACAAAGGUCACUUGGGCUUAAAGUCUGAUGUGUGUUGUGUUUCUAUCAAUGAACACAAUGUGUGUGCAGCAUGCAGGUGGGUGCGGCCUCUGAUUUGUUAGUUUGAAGGAAAUGAUUAUAUUCCCUCUCUUUUAACCAGAAUUUGGAGGAUGAACGCUUGUUGUAAUGCACUCAUCGCCUUAUCUAAUAAAGAUAAAUAUAAAAGGCAAAUAUAGUUUUUUUGUAGUUUAUGGAGAAUAAGCACCUAAUUGUCUUAUAACCACAAACUAUUUUAUCGAAGUGUGAUGGAGUUCGAUUUGCCCUUUCUGUUUUAUGUGAGCGCUUCUUCCAACAGUCGUAUCACUACGGUUACGAGCAGUCCGUUAGGAGUAGGCAGGCAGCCGAUGGCAGUUUAACAGAUACUAGGAUGCACACACACACACACACACACUCCAGUUGCAUGAUCAUCCUAGCGCGUCCUAUCCUGAUGAUAAUUAUCCACUGUAACCUGUAAUUUUCCU